This is a messenger RNA of Pichia kudriavzevii, 2934 nucleotides long. RefSeq lists its product as uncharacterized. Lineage: Eukaryota; Fungi; Ascomycota; Pichiomycetes; Pichiales; Pichiaceae. The transcript has a single exon. Bases 1 to 2934 code for a protein of 977 amino acids. Gene Ontology annotation, cellular component: nucleus. The record is from RefSeq and is a predicted model, not a curated record. Gene Ontology annotation, molecular function: zinc ion binding; DNA-binding transcription factor activity, RNA polymerase II-specific.
AUGUCCGUUUCUCAACACCGGAUCCCAGUGGUUUCGGAGAGUUUAGUCGGUGACAAAAGUAAUAAGACCACCACCAAUAACAACACCGAAAAUAAUACCAACAAUAAUACCAACAACAACAGCAAGCAAGAAUCCAUAGUCACCAGCCCUUCUCAGUUGAACUCUUUGUUGAAUCCUUCUAAGUCGUCGACAGCUUUAAGCAGAAUGGACCAGCAGCAGAAGUCGGCCCCUCCUGGCUCGAACAUCUCGGACAAACAUUUACAAUCUUCUAAGGUGCAUACUUCGGAAGCCACCAAUGUUAGAAAUGGAGAAGGUGUCGCUGCAGACGAUGAGGAGGAAGACGAAGAAGAAGAUGAGUAUUCAGGGAAACCCAACCAAACGCAUAGUGAUAGCGAAUCCAUGAAGAUUGAUGGGAAUGUUGGAAUAAGGUCUAAUCAGAAGACACCUAGGAAGCGAUCAAAAGUUUCUAGAGCCUGUGAUGAAUGUAGAAGGAAAAAAGUUCGGUGUAAUGCCAUUCUUGAUCCAAAUACAAGCGAAAUACAGAAAAUUUGUACCAAUUGUGAAAAGAGUAACGACAAGUGUACAUUUACUAGGGUGCCUCUGAAAAGAGGCCCUAAUAAGGGAUACAACAAGAAAAACAUAAACACAUCAUCUCCAAACAGGGAUCCACGCUCGAGGUCUAACUCUAACCCGAACCCCAACUCUAUUCCAAACCCGAACCCAAAAUCUAUAAAGAAAAGUGGCAGUAUUAGUGGUGAAACAAACAAACCUUUGUCUUACCUUCCGAUUAGCAAUGAACAAAAUCCAUCAAGACAACACUUUAUCUUACCCCCUCUAAAUUCGAUUCCAUUUAGGAACCCUGUUGAACAGAAUAAUCAGCGUCCAUAUCCUUCUUCGCAUCCACAUCCACAUCCACAUCCACAUCCACAACAGCACCAGCAACAGCAACAGCAACAACCGUUAUCACCAUCUCCACAGGCUGAACUAUAUCCAACUCAGCAACAGAUAGAGUUACGACAACACCCACAACAGCACUCACCACAACAAAACGCUGUUUCUUCCAAUCAGCAAGGAAUCUUUUGGAAGGUGCCGGUGGAAAUGCCUUCAUUUUCACCCGAGGCAAUCAAUUCUAGAAGAAGGAGAGGCUCGGUAGAGUCAAUAAGUUCUUUGUCAUCUUCGGGCUCGAAUAAAAGGCUAAUGACAGGCAAAGGUAGUUUCAGCAGUAAUACAAAAUCAGGAUUUGGAGUUGAAGCAUCUGAUUCUGAAGAUGAGUUUUUCUCAAAUAAUUUGAACAGGUUGUCAAGAUCAAAUUUCCAGGUGCCGUUCAAAUUGCAACAUUCCAGAAGGGGUUCUGUCGACACCAAUAACGAAUCAAAUAGGUCAAGUCUUUCUUCUAUUGGGUCUCUUAAUUUAUCACAAUCACAGCUGCAAGCGCAACCGCAAUCACCUAUAAUGCCAAUGUCUGGCGUGGUUUUGCCACCGCAGGUCAAUGAUGUAAGGGAAAGGAUUUUCACUUUAUUGGAUUCUUAUUAUAAAACCCUAUACCCCCAAUACCCUUUAGUUCCCCCAUCAAUGGUCAUGAAGAAUUCAAUCCAGUCGAUAAUUGGGGGUUCUGAGUUUUCCACCGUUAUUGAUAUUUUACAUUUAUCGUUACAAUCCGUGCUAACUUUAACCAAUUCACCAGAGGGGUUACUUCAUAUAACAAGAGCCUACGAGAUAGCCAUAUCGAUUUUUGUCUCCAAAUCGGCGAUAUACUCAUCAACUUCUGCAAAGAUUGUUUUAACAUCAUCACUAACAUUACUGAAUUAUGCGAUUGUUUUAUCGGGUUAUGAGUAUUCUCUCGGGUUUGGUGUUGCCUUCUCCUUUAUGAAAGAUUGGUUUGUUUUCCGUGAAGGAUAUGACAGUCCAAGUUUUGUGCAACUGAUUCAGUUAGUCGUAUUAGAUUCAUUAUAUUCACUUUAUUUCGGAGUACCAAGGAGUAAUACAGUUUGCUUUGCAAUUGACGGUAAUUUUAUCGAAAGUUUUUUCAAAGAGGUUGAAUUUCCAAUGGAUGUUGAUAUAGAAUGGGUCUCAAUCGGAUUACACUUGGUUGUACUAAAUAAUAAGUUACAGGAAAUGGAUACACUGGGUAAGUUGGAUUCAAUUGAAGUCACAGGAACUAGAUACAAAUUCAUGGCUAUAAUAAAAUUAUAUUAUGAGCUAUUCACAUACUGUCAAAGGCUAAAUGUUCAGCAGGUGAUUAACGAAUAUAAUUCAGUUAUUGAUAACUCAACAGAGUUUAGUAGCAUUACCGAGGUAUUGGAGAAGUACAUUUACAAUGUCGAACUAGACAUCUCCAAAAUUACCAAGAAACUGACAAACUUGAUUGAUGAGCAGUGUGAUGAUUUAGAGAUAACGAAACCGAAUGUUUUAAUUUCGUUGAUAUUGGUCAAAUGCUAUCACAUUUCUACGAAUUGCGAAGUUUUAGUUAACUCGUUGCUAACUUUGAACCAAAUGUUGGAUUUGUCCAAUAAUACAAACAGCGGACUAAAUAAAAACACGAUAUCCAAUAACCAAACUCCGUCCUCGACCAACGAGUCAACCAGUACUAGAAGUAGAAGUAGCAGUAUCAAUAGUGUCAAUGUGAUAAGGAGCGGAUCGGCAUCAACACAAGUGUAUUCGUUAACCGACUACAAUCAUCGAUUGUUGAAAUUAAGGGAUAGUAUCAGGGGAAACAUACGGCGAUGUCUGGCAAUCAAUCAAACACACAGGCACUGUAUUGAAAUUAUGAGUCAAUUAGAGAGAUCUCCUAAACCCGAUAUCAACGUUCCUAGAACUAAUAGCAAUUCUGAGAUCAAGUAUUCUGUGGUUAUUCAAAGUUGGAUAAGAUUAGUUAAUGUGUUUUUGACCAGCGAAAUCACCAAAGAAGGCAUCAAUGGGUGGUGUUAUGCUUGA